AUGGCGUCCAAGGUUUACACUCGCACACCAACCUUAUAUUUGGACUUCAAAUUGGACCCAGGAGCAAAACAUUCCCAACCUAUUCCUAAAGGGUGGACAAGCUUCAUAUACACCAUAUCUGGAGAUGUGUAUAUUGGGCCCGAUGAUGCACAAAAAAAAAUAGAACCUCAUCACACAGCAGUGCUUGGAGAAGGUGACAGUGUCCAGGUGGAGAACAAGGAUCCCAAGAGAAACCACUUUGUCUUAAUUGCUGGGGAGCCGUUAAGAGAACCAGUUGUUCAACAUGGUCCAUUUGUGAUGAACACCAAUGAAGAGAUUUCUCAAGCCAUUCUUGAUUUCAGAAACGCGAAAAAUGGGUUUGAAAGGGCCAAAACCUGGAAAUCAAAGAUUGGGAACUAGUGGAAAGCAGGAGAGCAGGUCUCGAUGUGUCCUAGAAUUUUGCCAUUUAUGAGACUGAGCCAUUGAAGGCAUUCCAUUUCUAAAGCUUAUUUAGCCGGUGCUUCUAAAGAAUUCCACACUAAAGUGAUAACGUGGUUUUUGUAACAAGAAAUGUAGUAUAUUUCCUGGCACAUACAAAUAAACCUAAUCAUUGUUUCUUUAAAAA
Molecule: messenger RNA, 604 nt
Organism: Rhinopithecus roxellana (golden snub-nosed monkey)
Lineage: Eukaryota; Metazoa; Chordata; Mammalia; Primates; Cercopithecidae
Product: pirin
Exons: 6
Coding region: 1-399 (132 amino acids)
Biological process (GO): monocyte differentiation
Cellular component (GO): nucleus
Molecular function (GO): quercetin 2,3-dioxygenase activity
Source: RefSeq, a predicted model, not a curated record